CCCUCCCGGCCGAAGGCCCCUGCGGACCGGCAACCGCUACCUCCCCCGCCCGUUGCCACAGGCGACGGGCGAAGCCGCCGCCGCUGUGGUGGCGGGGCCUGACGCGAAGGCCGGGUCCAGGGUCCAAGGCCUGGCCAGCGGGGCCCGGGUUUGCCCCAUCCCUGGCGCUAUGGCCGCUGAGGUGGUGGUUGUGGGAUCCUGUAUGACCGACCUGGUCAGCCUUACUACACGAUUGCCAAGAGCUGGAGAAACUAUCCUUGGACAUAAGUUUUUCAUUGGUUUUGGUGGGAAAGGAGCCAACCAGUGUGUCCAGUCUGCUCGACUUGGGGCCAAGACCUCGCUGAUCUGCAAGGUUGGGAAGGAUUCCUUUGGCAAUGAUUAUGUUGAAAACUUGAAGAAGAAUGGUAUUUCUACAGCAUUUGUAGGUCAGACUACAGAUGCUGCUACUGGAACUGCUUCAAUAAUUGUCAACAGUGAAGGACAGAAUGUUAUUGUCAUAGUCCCAGGAGCCAACCUGCUUUUAAAUUUUGAAGACCUGAAGAGGGCUUCUGAUGUCAUCUGCAAAGCCAAAGUGGUUGUUUGCCAGCUAGAAAUAAGCCCUGCUGUUUCUCUUGAAGCUCUGAAAAUGGCACGUGCCAGUGGAGUAAAGACUUUAUUUAAUCCAGCUCCAGCCCUUGCUGACCUAGAUCCACAAUUUUAUACCCAUUCUGAUAUCUUCUGCUGCAAUGAAACUGAGGCAGAAAUUUUAACGGGCAUCCCAGUUGGCAACCAUGAAGAUGCUGAAAAGGUGGGACGCAUGCUGUUAGAAAGAGGGUGUAAGCUCGUAAUUGUUACUCUUGGAGCAGAAGGCUGCAUGAUGAUAUCAGUAGAAGAACCCAUUCCAAAGCACGUUCCUGCUGGGAAGGUCAGGGCUGUGGACACUACGGGAGCUGGUGACAGUUUUGUGGGAGCGCUGGCCUUCUACCUGGCUUACUAUCCCAAGUUACCCAUGGAGGAAAUGAUCAGGAAGUCUAACUGCGUCGCAUCAGUGAGCGUCCAGGCAUCAGGGACACAAUCUUCAUAUCCUUAUAGGAAGGACUUGCCUCAGGACCUUUUCUAAUUGACAUUGUCUAGCUCAACAUACUGAUUUUAUCUUAGCCCAGACUGCACCGAGGUUCUCCAGGAAAGACCAGGAAAGUCUCUUUGCUUCUUAUUUGAGGAAUCCUGUUAGUUCUUGUUCUACAACAGUAAGAUGGGGUGGUGGGUCUUUCAAAUGCAGCACAGCAGGUUGCUCUGGCCCCACACACAGCCAUCGGGCUUGUGGCCGUCCCACACAAAGCGCUAUACUGACCUACACAAAGCUUACAGCAAAACACCUGGAGGGUAUUGGGCUCCUGGUAAUGCUUUUACUUGAUUUUAUCACAACUUCUGAUGUGCGACGCUAGCGCACGACACACAGCAUUAGCUUUGAGAUAGCAGCUUCAGUCCUCAGCUGCAAACACUCCGGCCAGCGUUUGGCUCGUAAGAGAGCACCGUAUCUGGCCUUGGCCCCUCUAUUCCCGCAUGCCUCAGACACGGGCUGUGGCACCAUGCUCUGAACUCUGCCAGACUGCAGAAGGUCCCUCGGACUGGAAAGAGGACAAAAGCACUAUUGAAGUAGACUUUGAAAAAUGUUUCUAGCCAUACUGCCCUAAAUGUAGGUGAGCUUAAUUAAAGAAGAAAAACUUCCAAAACCAUCUUCAUGCUUGAUAAAAAUCCAGGAGUGGAAAAUCCAUCCUACUUACCUGACUGAAAAUAAUAUUGCCCUUUUAGCUAUGGUCGCAGCUUAUCUGACCAAAAGCUCAUCUUAUUUCACCAGGUUCCCAUUGCUUCUUCCUCACCUAGGGAGGAGCCGGUGCAACACUACCCCUCCAAGGAAUGACACCAAUUUGUGGUCACUACUGUUGAAUCUGUGGCCGGUAGGUUAGAAAAAAUUGCAAUCCUGCCAUUGAAUUCCUGCUGUGGAAAAUGUUAAUUUUUAUUGCCUUAUAAAACAAUAGUUUCUUUGAAGAUUAUAGCCUGUUUCACAAUGGAAAACACAGACAAUGGGAUUUGCUAUUUAAUUUUUUUAAUUGAGUACUGUAAAAAUAACUCAAAAGAUAAAUAAAUGUUACUGUGAUGAUCUAUGUCCAGACA
This is a messenger RNA of Grus americana (Whooping crane), 2154 nucleotides long. RefSeq names its product ribokinase (gene RBKS). Gene Ontology annotation, biological process: D-ribose metabolic process. The record is from RefSeq and is a predicted model, not a curated record. The transcript has 8 exons. Gene Ontology annotation, molecular function: ribokinase activity. NCBI's taxonomy places the organism in Eukaryota, Metazoa, Chordata, Aves, Gruiformes, Gruidae. The coding region runs from base 170 to 1099 and encodes 309 amino acids.